AUGUGCUUAACAUACAGAGUAUUUUCCUUAAUAAGUCAAAAACUUCUCAAAUGGACGUCCUGUUUGAAUUUAUUAACAAACGAAGUCAAAGAAGACUAUUUGGUGGCUGUAAAAAAAGCCAUAGUGGAUUUUGUCCUGCAGGAUUCGUCAAAAGCCAAAGACAGGAUUGUCCAAUUCGAUUCGCCGGAACGUACGGAAUUAAAAAUAUUUACAAUAGAAUGGAAAGUUAGUUUUAAUAAAAAUCGUACGAAGAUUCAGAAAUGCUUGAACACGGUCAAUCCUUAUGUUGGGGAAGUUAUUAAUAUUUGGGUUAGAAAAUUCAGGGACUUUCGUCUGGUGGACACCAACUCUUUGUCCAAAUGCGGUGGUGCCUUAUCUUUGGCCAAUUUCGAAUCGGAGGUGAAAUCUCAUUUAUCCAAAGCAAGAGAUCUUAUGCUGAACGAUUGGUUGCCUUCUUUGAGAGAUCUCCUGAUGCGAAGGCAACGCAGCAGGGCCAGGGCCAGGUCCAGAUCGUCCAAACACAGAUUGCGUCCAAUAAACGACGAACGUUCCAACGAAAGUUUCUUCGACACCAUCGCCUGUGUAAUGGAAAGACAACUCCAAGAAUUGUGCCUGAACAGCGCCAGGGAUUACGCUGAUUAUGUGGCUGAUUACGGGCAAAGAAACAGAGGCAUCCAGAUCAACAUAGUCCGUCGAAAAGACGGCCUGCAUUUCGAACCGUCGUUCAAAAAAAUUCAAACAGUCUUCUUGAACACUUUCAAAUUCAUGGUAAAGAUUGUCAAAGAUAUUCCAAGAGUCGAUGUCAAUUCUAACCAGGACGAGGACAGGAAAAUGUUAAAACCCAUAAUUCCCGAAGAUUUGAUCGAAAAAUGCAGACAGGAGGUUCAUGAGAUUUUGGAGGAUCACAGAAUUGGACCAGAGUUGCUUGUCCAGGAUUUUGAUCAGUUUAUUGAUUUGAUUAAUGGAAAUGUUCAGGAACAGAUGAAGGAGUUUUUUGCAACAGAACAUCCGUUUGAAGAAUAUUGCGAGUUGAUUGAGAAAUUUCAGAGCACAUCCUAUAAAAUACCAGUCGAAGUGGAGCAUGUGGUCACCAUUGGUUUGUACGAGAUGCACAGAGAAGAUCUGGUGCAAUCCUUAACAAAUGCUGCUGUUAAAAAUAAGGAUGAUUUGAUCAAUUGGAUUAUUACGGAUUAUCAAAAUAUGAUGAGAGCUUUAUCGGAAGAGUACCAAUCAAUGUCCUCAAGUGCUUUGGCAAUACCCGAAGAUACUGCCCAAUUGAUGGCAGCAACUGAAUUUGUACGUCAGGCUGAAGGCAGCACAUUGGCAGUCAUGCAGGACAGGUUGCGUCAGGUUGUUCGGAGACUGCUCUUUCUAUCGGAUCAUCAUGCUUUGACACAGCAGGAAAUUAAGCAGAACACUGAGGCAUUUCAAUGGUAUCUACGUAUGCCUUCAGUGUUUGAGGAGCAUCGUCAAAUGGCUGAUAUCAAAACUGCUGAAUUCCAAAGAGGAUUGAAGAACUUCAACGUCUGGAUGGCCUGCCUGGUAAACGCUUGCAGAAACUGGGGCGACGUCUCGCAAUUGAAAAAAUACAGAAAACGUGCCACAACAUUGGACCAAAGGUUGAUUUUAGCAAUGGAGACCAUAAAGCAGUUCAACACCGAAGAGACAUCCUUCGGGUACGAGUUGUCCAGUUAUCCACUUCAGCAAGAGAUUCACGAAAGGUUGAGGCCGUUUAAGAAUCUUUAUGAUAACUGUGGAGAUUUUUUGGAUAAAUACGAUCAUUGGAUGAAGGCCAAGAUUGGUGUGUUUCCACCGGAGGAGAUUCAGACGGAAGUUGAGGGUUAUUUUAAGACUGUUAUGGCUUUGGAAGAGAACUUUGCUGGGAAGCAUCCUGUUACUAAGGAUUUAGCAGCUGAGAUUCGUCAGCGAAUUUCCGAAUUCCGAGACCACAUGCCAAUAGUCCAAACUUUGGGCAACCAGGGCAUGAAGCCGAGACAUUGGGAACAAGUUGGUGAAAUUGUUGGCUUUCCAAUCAAAGCUGCUGAAGGAGAAUUGACUUUGGAGAAAGUCAUAGAUUAUGGGUAA
Messenger RNA from Ctenocephalides felis (cat flea), 2085 nucleotides. RefSeq names its product dynein heavy chain 7, axonemal-like. Gene Ontology annotation, cellular component: dynein complex. Gene Ontology annotation, biological process: microtubule-based movement. Bases 1 to 2085 code for a protein of 694 amino acids. NCBI's taxonomy places the organism in Eukaryota, Metazoa, Arthropoda, Insecta, Siphonaptera, Pulicidae. Gene Ontology annotation, molecular function: dynein intermediate chain binding; dynein light intermediate chain binding; minus-end-directed microtubule motor activity. The record is from RefSeq and is a predicted model, not a curated record. The transcript has 15 exons.